GGAAGGGGGUGUCCCCGGCGCGGGGCGGGGGCGGCGGGGCCGGGCGCACGAUGCGCUGCGGGGCGCGGGCGCUGGCGCUGCUCUGCGCCCUGUCCCUGUGCCUGUGCCCGGCGGGGCUGGAGCUCCCCGAGCCGGGCUCGGGGCUGCACGCAGAUGAAGUGGACUUGCUGGACAAAAUUACUUCCCAUGCGCAGGACCUCAGCAAUAUUUCCUUCAGCUAUGAUGAAGCCAACUGCAGCGUCCUGGAGAUCGGGCAGUAUGCGACCCUCAACAUCCCGACCAGGGAGGCGUUUGGGGACAGGUUUGCAGAUGAGCUGAGUGUGCUGAUGAAGCUCAGGUACUUCCUGAAGGAGGACACUAGCCUGGUGACCAUCCUUAGCCACCGGAGCCACGUGCUCUUCCAGAUCAGGAUUAACCCCUACGCCUUGGUCUUUGUCACCACCAGAAGGAGACACUAUGAGUUCCCAGUUUCCCUUCUCGGCGACGGGCACUGGCACCAAGUUGCUCUCAGCAUCUCCUUGGAGAGGCUGGAGCUGCACGUGGACUGUCGGCUGGUGGACAGAGUGAGCUGGUCCAACUACUUCGGGAUGGGAGUGAACACUGACGGGCUGAUCAUCAUCGGGGGCCUGAUUGAGUCCUUUGAGAUCCCCUUUAAGGGUGCUCUACAGCAACUGACUUUUGUGAUGGGAGACCCAGCAGCCGCCGGCGAGCACUGCCGCAGCUACAAUGCAGCAUGCAUAAACUCCUUCAACCUCAACCGCUCCGGUUACCUGUGGGAGCUUCCACCAUCCUGGCCAGAGGUGCCAAAAGAAACCAAUGAAAUCCAGGACUCAUCUGCUCAGGACUCCAGACUCACUGAUUCAGGUUUGACCCUGGGACCACCUUGGACAUGGGAGAACACCCAGGAGACCCUCAACUUCCAGCCUGAUGGGAGCGACCUCACUUCACCCUCUGCCACUGAGAUGCUGUCAGCUGAGGAGGAGGAGGACGACAGCCUCUCUAUUGAGGAUGAAGGGUUUGAGCUGUUGAACUCCACCUAUAAUAAAAUCACCGGCCCCGGCAGGCCAGGGCUUGGCAGGAGCAUCCCGCGGGUCACUGGUAGUUCUGGACCCUCCAUGAAAAUGCACAAAGCAGCCAAGAAGGAGCGUGCCUCCGAGCCCUGGGAAGAGAACGUCACCACGGAGAAGCUAAGGGGUGACACGGGCGCCUGGCAGCAGCUCUUGCCCGGCAAACCUGGUGAUGCCAUCACCGACCUGGAUGUGCCAACCACCUUCACCAAGGUCUCCCCAUCAGCACGUCAGGCAGCCACCCCCAAAGGAGAUGUGCUUCAAGGUCCCCUGGGGACGGGGUCCACGGCAGGUGUCCUGGAGCAACCUCUGGUAGCAACCAACCCUGAUGUCCCAGGGCCUGGGGACAGUGCUGCCCACCCAGGACAGCCCAUCUCACCGGUGGGACACGGGCAGCAGGGUCACAUUAAGCCGGGACCACCAGGGCUGCCAGGACCACCAGGGCUGCCGGGCUGUCCUGGGAGACGUGGACUGGUGGGACCCAAAGGAGACAAAGGGUACCCUGGAGCCAUGGGGCGGAUGGGCCCCCCAGGAGACCCUGGCCCUAUGGGCAUCCCUGGUGUCCCCACCGUUGUCCUCUGGAGGAACUCCAGAGAGGACUGGCAGACGUUCACGGCAGGAACAUUCGUACCUAUGGAUGUCGAUACAGACCGUGAUUUCUUUGGUGUGCUACCACCUUUGGGAACGCUGUGGAGAGCGGAUGGUGUCGUGUUUGGGGAGCUGGAGGCUGCCAGGGCCCUGGCCGCAGCUCCCAGGGAUUUAUGUGCUGGAGCUUGGCCCCACGCUUUUGGCAAAGUGCCGAUCUGGAGAGGAAGGCUGCGUCUGCAAUCGUCAUUUUACCAGCUUCUGCACGCGGGCUGGCCGAGAAAACCCGGAGCCCCUGGGCCCCCAGGACAUCCAGGGAAAACAGGAGCACCUGGACCCAGUGGAGAUCCAGGGGAACCAGGCGAGAAGGGCCAACGGGGGUACAUGGGUGAGCCCGGGCUGCAGGGCUUGCCGGGACGUGCGGGUUAUCCCGGCUCGGACGGUUUCCCUGGCCUGGACGGCAAACCUGGCCCGUGGGGGCUGCCGGGAGAGCAGGGACCACAAGGCUUCCAGGGUGACCAGGGAAUGGCUGGCGAGAAGGGAGAAGAGGGUUUUUUGGGAGACCCUGGAGCAGCUGGGGACAAAGGAGAGAAGGGAGCGAAGGGAGUGAAGGGAGAAAAUGGCCUGCCGGGUCCUGCUGGGCUUCACGGGAUGUCGGGUCUGAAGGGUGCGAUGGGCUUCCAGGGCCCCGUGGGGCCGGAGGGAGAAGGUGGCUCAGUGGGUGCCCCGGGUCCUGUUGGCCCCAUGGGGGAGCCAGGCCAGCCGGGAGCAGUGGGGUGCCCAGGUGUCAAUGGCUCUCAGGGAGAAAUGGGUCCCCCCGGCUCACCUGGCCCACGGGGCCCCCAGGGACCGCAGGGCUUGCAGGGCAGACGUGGCCCCCCUGGCCCCAGGGGUGUGCAGGGUCCAGCUGGGAUGGAGGGAUCAGCUGGUCCCAAAGGAGACACCGGCACAGACGGUGUCCCCGGGCUGAGGGGACAGCUGGGACAGGAGGGCCCUGGGGGGUUUAUUGGGCUGCCAGGUUCAAAAGGCACCCAAGGAGAGCAGGGCUGUCGAGGUCCAGGUGGAUCCAAGGGAGACCUGGGAGCCAAAGGAGACAAGGGUCCCUGCGGAGCACAGGGAGCUGAAGGACCCCCUGGGAUUCGGGGCCAGGUCGGCUCACAGGGCUUUCCCGGCCCCCGCGGUGCAGCAGGACCCCGGGGACCAGAGGGGCAGGAAGGCCAGAUGGGCCUGGCAGGGCUGAACAACAGCGAGGGACCCAAGGGAGGCCGAGGACCUGAUGGCCCAAAGGGAACUCCAGGACCACGGGGAGCCCGGGGCCGCAUGGGUCAGCGUGGGCUGGUCGGAGACCCCGGGCUGCCCGGCUUGCGGGGCAUCCCAGGAGCAGAAGGCGCAGAAGGAAAGCCUGGUACCCAGGGUCUCCCAGGAACCACAGGCAACCCAGGCAGAAGGGGACCACCGGGUUUUGCUGGCUCGCAGGGGGCUCGUGGACACACAGGACCUCCUGGAUCAAUAGGUUCCCUGGGAAAACCUGGCUCUGACGGAGACCCGGGUUCCCUGGGCCCAAAGGGGCUGCCCGGGAAACCUGGCUUGGAGGGGCUGCAGGGACCUGUUGGCACCUACGGCUACCCAGGACUUGCUGGUGACCGCGGCAGGCCGGGGCGCAGGGGAGACAAGGGGGAGAGGGGAGCCCAAGGCCCACCGGGAUUUCCAGGAAAAGCUGGUCCCAAGGCCCUGCCAGGUCCCCCUGGUCCACGAGGUGCUCCCGGCUCCCAGGGCAGAGCAGGAGACCCAGGUCCUCGAGGGCUUCCAGGGCUGCCGGGUGUCCCUGGCCCACGGGGGCUGGAUGGUGUCCCUGGGAAACCUGGCUCAGCAGGAGAAAUGGGGGCUCCUGGAGUGGCUGGUGCUGCUGGCCUGCCUGGGUACCCGGGACGGGAAGGUCCAAAUGGACCUGAAGGACCUUCAGGGAUGAGAGGAGAGAAGGGUGACACGGGACAUCCUGGGGAAGCGGGUGUCAGCGGGCUGGAUGGCGAGCAGGGACCACCAGGACCACCAGGAGCCGAGGGUCACCCGGGACCUAAAGGCGAGCAGGGAGAGGCAGGAACCUGCGGAGCUCCAGGCGUUAGUGGGGAUCCUGGAGAGCCGGGAGACGAUGGCCCAGAGGGGCCACCAGGGAGGCCCGGGGAGCGAGGGAAGGAGGGUGACACCGGUGAUGCUGGAGACCCGGGUGAGCCAGGACCACAGGGACAGAAGGGUGACACUGGUCCCAGGGGUCUUCCUGGAGCACCUGGUCCAGGAGCUGCUGCGGGAGAAAUUGGAGAAAAAGGCCACAAAGGAGAGAAGGGCCAGGAAGGUUUGCUGGGCCAGGUCGGUGUCACCGGAGCUGCGGGAUCCGCUGGAGCCAGAGGAUGGUUUGGUGUGACUGGUCUCCGAGGUCCUCCUGGGCACGACGGUCCCGAGGGAGUGAAGGGAGAUCCAGGGCCACGAGGCAUGAACGGACCUGCUGGUGCUGCUGGAUUCGAGGGACUCGCUGGAGAUGAUGGAGUCAAGGGAGACAGCGGCAAGCCUGGCCUGGUGGGUGCAGCAGGUCCCCAGGGACGGGCCGGUGUCCCUGGGCUCCAGGGGUACACUGGGCAUCAAGGAGUGAGAGGAGUAGCGGGUGGCAAGGGGGAUCCAGGCCGGCAGGGUCCUCUUGGGCCACCGGGUGAAGCUGGAGCCAUGGGGCCGAGUGGCACUGAGGGCAUGGCAGGUGCGAAAGGGGAGCCGGGCAAGCCAGGAAAACCAGGGCAAAUGGGGUCUCCGGGACAAGCCGGUCUGAAAGGGCGGAAAGGUCGCAAAGGAGAAAAGGGCGAUGUGGGACGUGAAGGGGAAGAAGGGGCCCCUGGAGAAGCUGGCAGACGGGGCAAGCGAGGCAGGGUGGGCCACCGGCCCCCGAGAGGUCCCCGGGGACCCAAGGGCUACCCAGGUGACGAGGGGCCAGAAGGACCUCAGGGCCCCCAAGGACUCUAUGGCAUCCCGGGGCUGAAGGGCAUGAAAGGAGACCCUGGUCCCAAAGGACACAAGGGCGAGAAGGGUAGUGGGGGUGACCCAGGCCAGCAAGGGGAUGAUGGCUUCAAGGGCAAGCCAGGACCCCAUGGUGUCCCAGGGAGGCCAGGACCCAAGGGACAGCAGGGUGACAGUGGCCGCCCUGGCCCACGGGGACACCCUGGCAUCCCUGGGACACCGGGCUUAUCUGGACCCAAAGGGCUGAAAGGCUUUCCAGGGCUGCCAGGACCCCAAGGCACACCAGGCCUGCCGGGUCUGGCCGGCUCCCCUGGUCCCCGCGGACCCACAGUGAUGCUGUCUGGGGAGGAGCUGCGGCACCUAAUUUAUCCAUCCAGCCACCUGAAUUACACUGCGGUCUGGGCUCUGCUGGACACCCUAAGCCGGGAGCUGCAAGCCCUCAUAGAGCAUCCCAAUGGCACCAAAACCAACCCUGCAGCCACCUGCAAGGAGCUGCUGCUGGCUCAUCCCAGCCUGCCUGACGGGCAAUACUACAUUGACCCCAACCAGGGCAGCCCCCAGGACGCGUUGGUGGCCUUCUGCAACUUCACAGCGGGCGGUGAGACCUGCAUAGCCCCCGUCCACAACCAGGUCCCCAUCAAGGCUUGGCUGAGCACCUACACCUCUAAGGACACCUUUGAGUGGUUCAGCACCCUGCCCGGGGGCUUCCUGCUGGAGUACGCAGGGGCCAGCCCGGUGCAGCUCCGCUUCCUCCGCCUGCACAGCCACCGGGCCAGCCAGAAGGUCUCCUACUCCUGCCGACCGGCCCCCCAGCACAGCCAGCCCCAGCCCGAGAAGGAAAUCCGCUUCCUGGCCGAUUCCCAGGAGCAGAGCUAUGCGGCCAGCCUGCAGGGCUGCCUGCUGGACAAUGACUCCUUCAUCACCGACACCAUCUUCCAGUUCAGCACGGAGGAGCUCUCCCUGCUGCCCCUGCGGGACCUGGCCGUCUUCCACAACGGCGAUGCCUCCCACCAGUUUGGUUUCACAGUUGGACCAGUUUGCUUCAGCUGAAACCGGUGCCACCCAAACUGAGCCAGCCAGUUCCCUCCCCACCCAAGAACUGGGGACAUGUUUGGAGUCUGGAGGUGGCACAGGACUUCCUGGAGUUGCCAGUUCUGUUUUCGAGACGCCUGUUUGUAGCUGCAUUAUGCCCUGGACUACACUUCCUUCUGGAGUAGGAGAAUAUUGUUUACAGAAGUCAUUUCUCUAUAAAUUAUAUAUAUUGUAUA
Columba livia (rock pigeon) is the source of this 5920-nucleotide messenger RNA. RefSeq names its product collagen alpha-1(I) chain-like. The transcript is spliced from 70 exons. Bases 51 to 5702 code for a protein of 1883 amino acids. Gene Ontology annotation, biological process: extracellular matrix organization. Lineage: Eukaryota; Metazoa; Chordata; Aves; Columbiformes; Columbidae. Gene Ontology annotation, molecular function: extracellular matrix structural constituent conferring tensile strength. The record is from RefSeq and is a predicted model, not a curated record.